AUGGCGCAGGCUGAGCCGCCCACGUGCAUGCCCAUCUGCACGUAUUACGCCAUUCUCUUCCCCAACGACAACAUCAGCUUGCCAAGAGAUCACAUACUGCUCGACAACGUCAGCAGCAGCAGCAGAUCACAUACUGAUCAGGAGCACCACCACCAUCACCGGCAACACACAAUGUCCACGCCCAUCACGUUCUACGACAUCGCCCUGCGCCCGCCGGCGGCGAAGAACUGCUGCUCGCCGAACCCCUGGAAGACGCGAUUCGCGCUCAACUUCAAGGCGCUGGCGCACACGACCAAGUGGGUGGCGCUACCCGACAUUGUCGACCUGCGGACGACGCUCAAGGUGGCGCCGACACGCAAGUUCGCCGACGGCAGCGACUUCUUCACGCUGCCCAUCAUCGAGGACGCGUCGACGGGCACGACGCUCGGCGACUCGCUCGACAUAGCCGUCUACCUGCAGCAGACGUACCCUUCAGCAGGCGAGGGCGACCUCUUCCCCGAGCAGCCGCUCGACUACACCUUCGACCCGGCCGAAGGCCUGCUCGUGCCGCUGUCGGCCGUGCGCGACAGCCCGUGCCCGGCGUACGCGACGUUCAACGUCCACGUCGACGGCGCCUUCACGGCGUACACGCAGCUCACGACGGUCGGGUUCCCGUUUGACCCGGCCAACGAGGCGGCGACCAAGGCCAUCUUUGUCGACCGCGCGCGGCCGUACAUGACGUCGUGGGAGGAUUUCGCGCUGCGCGGCGACGACAGGGUGCGCAUGCUCGCGUCGUUCGAGGCGACGCUCGCCCCGCUGGCGGUGCUCUACGGGCGCGACGCGGGCGGGCCGUUUCUGCUGGGGGCGCGCGCGAGCUACGCUGACUUUAUCGUCGGCGCCUGGCUGCGCAUGUUCGACGUGACGCUGCCGGCAGAGGAGUGGCAGCAGGUGCGGGCGUGGCAUGGCGGCAUCUUUGGGCGGUUGCACGACGGGCUGCAGGCGUACGCCGAGGUGAAAUAG
This is a messenger RNA of Verticillium nonalfalfae, 999 nucleotides long. RefSeq lists its product as uncharacterized. The record is from RefSeq and is a predicted model, not a curated record. NCBI's taxonomy places the organism in Eukaryota, Fungi, Ascomycota, Sordariomycetes, Glomerellales, Plectosphaerellaceae. The coding region runs from base 1 to 999 and encodes 332 amino acids. The transcript is spliced from 2 exons.